Molecule: messenger RNA, 775 nt
Organism: Limanda limanda (common dab)
Lineage: Eukaryota; Metazoa; Chordata; Actinopteri; Pleuronectiformes; Pleuronectidae
Product: ras-related protein Rab-1B-like
Exons: 6
Coding region: 18-662 (214 amino acids)
Biological process (GO): protein secretion; regulation of exocytosis
Molecular function (GO): GTP binding; GTPase activity
Source: RefSeq, a predicted model, not a curated record
GAGCGACCUCACCGAUCAUGAACCCUGAAUACGACUACCUGUUCAAACUUCUUCUGAUUGGUGACUCGGGAGUUGGAAAGUCAUGUCUGCUGCUACGCUUCUCGGAUGACACCUACACCGAGAGCUACAUCUCCACCAUCGGAGUCGACUUCAAGAUCAGAACCAUCGACAUGGACGGGAAGACGGUGAAGCUGCAAAUCUGGGACACAGCCGGGCAGGAGCGGUUUCGAACCAUCACCUCCAGCUACUACAGAGGCGCUCACGGCAUCAUCAUCGUCUAUGACGUCACUGAGCAGGAGUCCUUUAACAACGUCAGGCAGUGGUUGGACGAGAUCGAUCGCUACGCCUGUGAAAACGUCUCCAGGCUGCUGGUGGGAAACAAGUCCGACCUCGUCAGCAAGAAAGUGGUGGACGCUGCCACUGGUCAGGAGCUGGCGUCGUCCCUGAAGAUUCGCUUCCUGGAGACGAGCGCUAAGAGCUCGGACAACGUGGAGAAGUCUUUCCUCACAAUGGCCUCGGAGAUCCACCAGCGCCUGGCCAGUGAGGGGGCGGGUCUGCAGGGCCAGACCACACAGGCCAAGGCCCAGGGCACCAAGAUCAACAGCGCCCCCGUGUGGCUGGGAGGAGACAAACAGACGCCGGAGGCCGCUAACUGCUGCUGAGCAGGAAACAUCUGCCCUGAUGUGGCUGCUCAGAGAGAGGUUCAAACACAGGCACUGGUUUAGUGUUUAAACUCACAAUCACAUUAUGUCAGAACUUUGACAAGUUUGCUAUU